Molecule: messenger RNA, 1470 nt
Organism: Nematolebias whitei (Rio pearlfish)
Lineage: Eukaryota; Metazoa; Chordata; Actinopteri; Cyprinodontiformes; Rivulidae
Gene: cobl
Product: cordon-bleu WH2 repeat protein
Biological process (GO): actin filament network formation; actin filament polymerization
Cellular component (GO): actin filament; dendritic growth cone; perinuclear region of cytoplasm
Molecular function (GO): actin monomer binding
Source: RefSeq, a predicted model, not a curated record
AUGCACACCAACGCUCACGUUCACUUCUUUCUCUUCCUAUCUCCCAGGAAAGCUCUGAUGGACGUGCUGGUGGAGCUGUGCAGUAGCUACCAGCUGAAUCCAGCCCUCCACACCCUGGAUCUUCUGUCACCCGAGGGACACUCGCUAGGGUUCAAACCCAACGCCCUGCUCGGGUCGCUCCAUGUGGCCAGGGUGCUCAUCAAGGAAAAGGUUGUGGAGGAGAAAGUGAGGCGCAGACCGGCGCCUAAAGUGCCAGAGAAAACAGUGCGUUUGAUGGUGAACUACCACGGCAGCCAGAAGGCCGUGGUCCGGGUCAACCCACUGGUUCCGCUCCAAGCUCUGGUACCGGUCAUCUGUGACAAGUGUGACUUUAAACCUGCUCACGUUCUGCUUCUGAAAGAUGGCGUUAGUCGUUACGAGCUGCCGCUGGACAAAUCUCUGACCGAGCUGGGGAUCAAGGAGCUCUACGUGCAGGAUCAGAGUCUAGUUUUGCAGCCUAAAAUGGCCUCUGCCCCCGCUCUUAACUACUCAGAUUCUCUUUGGUCCAGUUCUACCAAUUUGGGAAAAUCUCCAAAGAAAGGCCUCCUGAACAUUUUCCAGUUCAGCCGAAGGAAAUCCAAGAUGGGCCUCACAUCAGAAAGCCAAAGGAAGAGAAAGGCUCCGGCUCCUCCUCCCACUCCAUCCUCCAUUUCUCAGGACUCCGACGACUCUUCAGCACCUGCUGCUCCUUCUCCCGAUCAAAUUCCCACCCCAGCCCAACGCAACAAGGUGGCACCGUCAACCACGAUCUCUGAUGCUUCAGUCGUCGCACAAACAGUUAAACCAUCUCCCCGGAGAAGAACCGUUCAGCCUCCACCACCAUGCAACAUCACCCCAGCUCCCAGCUCUCCAUCCCUGAGCGACAGCACCACAGACAGCCUGGCCGUGCAGGAUUCCAGCUCGGAGCUCAGCCGCAGCCUCAGCGACUCCGAUGUGGACCUCGAGCGGGCCGGGUCCCCCAACAGCACUAGCAGCACAGCAAGCAGCUCUGUGCAGGUCCAGCCCACAACAAAAGAGCCGAGCAACUUACCUGGCCCAAAAAAUGAAGACAUGCAUUCAGACCGAAGUUCUAGUUCAGACAUGGAGCUGGCUCUGAACCUGAGGCUGGAUGAAGUGGAGAACAGUCGUCACAGCGGAAUGGCUUGGCUCCAUUCAGGGAAGAGUUCGUCCUCCAGCGUCCAGAAACAAGAACCUGCUGCAGCCGAAGUUGACAGCUGCAGCCUGCCGGACCGGGGUUACGCACCACCUGACAAGAUGGCAGAGGGCGAGGACACGGGCGUCAUCAGCACUCCAUCUGACACACAGGCGACGUCUCUGAUUGGGAGCUUAUCAGUGGGCGGAAGAGUUGUAGGCAGGGACGAGGAACUUGUGGAGGACACUUCUAGUGACAUCGAUGAGGGAAGCGCCACCUGGAGACCCAAACACAGGUAG